GGGUAAUCUGGUUCAUUUUUGACUGAUCCCAGAAGGUAGACAAGGCCUGUGAAGACAGCAGUAAGAGGAAGUUUGGCCUUGAAUGGAUGUACUCUACCAGGGUUUGAGAUCUGCUGACCUGGAGACUCUUGUAAGUGUAUAACUCCAUCCCCUCAUCCCCAGCUCCAGACCUGAAAUGAUGGCUUAAAAAACAGCUUCAUUUAUUACCCUGAAGCACUCAGUGCUGAAGUGAUGAGCAUUAGAAAGAGUCUGUGAAGAAAUGGAAAAGCAGGAUGUUGGAGCAUGCUGACUGCAGGACAAGAUGAAGUUUCCGGCCACGUGACUUCAGCUUACAUCCCUGAGGUUCUGAGAAACCACAGGAGGCUGAGCCCUAAAGGGAAGGUGCAGAGGCUCUGAGAGGAGAGGCAGCGAAAGUGUCGUAGUGCUGAGCAGGAGGACAGAGUGCUUCUGGGACAGGUGAGAGCAGGGAGCCAAGGGCCACAUCAGAGGUGACAGAGGAGGACAGAGGAGAGGCAGAGAAGCAAGACAGAAAGCAGGCACACCAAGAGCACAAAGGAAGCUGAAGAGACCCUGGGAGGCAGAAACAGCAGCCAUGCCCCACAGCUCCGACAGCAGUGAUUCCAGCAGCUUCAGCCAGUCUCCCCCUCCCAGCAAGCAGGACUCUUCUGAUGACAUGAGGAAAGUCCAAAGGAGGGAGAAGAAUCGCAUUGCUGCCCAGAAGAGCCGCCUGAGGCAGACCCAGAAAGCAGACACGCUGCACUUGGAGAGUGAAGACUUGGAGAGACAGAAUGCUGCCCUGCGCCGGGAGAUCAAGCAGCUGACAGAGGAAAUGAAGCACUUCACCUCCAUGCUGAACUCCCAUGAACCACUCUGCUCCAUCCUGACAUCCCCUCCACCACCUCCAGAAGUGCUUUAUGCCACACACUCUUUUCACCAGCCCCACAUUAGCUCCCCACGCUUCCAGCACUGAGCCAGCCAGCAGGACAGCAGCCUGCCAGCUCCACUGAUGGCAAGAAGUAACUUCGUGGGGCUUGUUUUUCCAUCCAAGGGAAGGAAUUGGACAGAUGGACAUUCCUUCUUAAAGUAUGUAUUCUGAGUGAUUUGCCUAAGACUUGUUCCCUGUGCAGAAAUGGCAGAGUCACCAUGAGGCAUCUUUGGACAGUUUCCAGCUUGGAUUCUGGGAGGAGGAGGCAGUCACAAAAGGGCACCAACCCCUUUCUCUGGUCCUUGUUUGGGGAGAUUCACAGGAGUCUGCAGCACCAGCAGCCUCCAUAAGAGCAGCUGGCUGUGGCACACCACAGCCAGACCUUCAGGAAGAGGAAAGGGAGCAGGGUGGAGGGGAAGGUUGGGGGCCACAGAGUGUCAGGGCAAAACUGGUUUAUUUUUGUAAAAUAAA
Ficedula albicollis (Collared flycatcher) is the source of this 1396-nucleotide messenger RNA. RefSeq names its product basic leucine zipper ATF-like transcription factor (gene BATF). The coding region runs from base 593 to 970 and encodes 125 amino acids. Gene Ontology annotation, biological process: regulation of transcription by RNA polymerase II. The record is from RefSeq and is a predicted model, not a curated record. Gene Ontology annotation, cellular component: nucleus. Lineage: Eukaryota; Metazoa; Chordata; Aves; Passeriformes; Muscicapidae. The transcript has 5 exons. Gene Ontology annotation, molecular function: DNA-binding transcription factor activity, RNA polymerase II-specific; RNA polymerase II cis-regulatory region sequence-specific DNA binding.